Botrytis sinoallii is the source of this 696-nucleotide messenger RNA. RefSeq lists its product as uncharacterized. Gene Ontology annotation, biological process: regulation of transcription by RNA polymerase II. Gene Ontology annotation, cellular component: core mediator complex; mediator complex. Lineage: Eukaryota; Fungi; Ascomycota; Leotiomycetes; Helotiales; Sclerotiniaceae. The coding region runs from base 1 to 696 and encodes 231 amino acids. Gene Ontology annotation, molecular function: RNA polymerase II cis-regulatory region sequence-specific DNA binding; transcription coregulator activity. The transcript is spliced from 2 exons. The record is from RefSeq and is a predicted model, not a curated record.
AUGGCACUUCAGCAAGAAGAUAUCAAAGCUCUCGAGCAAACUCGUCAGCGUCUCUUAAAUUUGACUGCUAAUAUCGCAUCUCUGAAAGCUGAUUUCCAGAGGGGCGCACCUCUACCUGAAUACUCCUCAAUAAUGACAUCUUCAUCCAUUCUAAGUACAAAUAUCCAAUCUGUCACCGAUCAUCUCGCCGCCAAUAGUGAACUUCUCUCUCGAAUCGUCGCAUUCCCCUCUACCAAUUUCCCCGGCCGCACACAAGAAGGACUUCUCCUACAACUACUGCGCAAAAAGCUAGAACCACAAGUAGAGACUUGGGUUGAUGAGGGUCGUAAUUUACAAAUAGAUGGUGCGGAAGGCGGGGAAGAUAUCGAAGAAACCUGGAAAUGGGCGGCAGAUUGGAUUGGGCCAAGGAUAAGAGAAUAUGCAGCAAAUGAGGCUACCGAUGAGUAUACGUGGGAGGAGAGGGCGAGUGGUGAUGUUGAUAAUGUCAAUACAGGACUUAAGGAUGAGGAAGAUACUGACGAUGAAGAUGAAGAUGAAGAUGAGGAGGAAGAGGAUGAUGAUGAGGUUAUGGGAGGAAUGGGUAAACGUGCCGAAAAGAAGAAGGCAAAGGCACCAGAGAAGGGAGUUACGAGGAAAGAUGGGAGAGUGAGGACCAAAGAAGAGAUACUGAGAUUUGCUACCAGUGGGGUUAUUUGA